AUGUCGUUCCCACAGCCAUACCGCGGCUUCGCCGAGGCCAAGUACCACAAGCUCACGCUCGCUGCCGAGGGGGUGCUUCUGCUCUCGUUCAACCGCCCACCCGUCAACGCGUGGAUCGAUCCCAAGUGGCGCGAGCUCGCGGCGAUCCUGCGCACGGUGCGCGACGAUCCGGAGGUGGCAUCGAUCGUCGUUGCCGGCGAAGGACGAUGCUUCACUGCAGGACUCGAUCUGAAUGAGCAGAGUCUGGGCUCGGUGAUUGCCGAGCUGCCGGAUGGCGCGCGCAAGGCGAUUGCGAUGCGCCGACACAUCGCCGACUUCCAGGAGGCCAUCUCGUGGUUCGAGCACGUCGAGAAGCCUGUGAUUGCCGCUGCGCACGGCGUCGCCUUUGGUUUGGCGAUUGAUAUCAUGUCUGCGUGCGAUAUCCGCUAUGCGACAAAGGAUACGCGAUUUAGCAUCAAGGAGGUCGACGCCGGUCUGGCUGCGGAUAUUGGAACGCUGCAGCGCUUCCCCAAGAUCGUGGGCAACGACUCGCUCGCGAGAGAGCUGUGCUACACCGCCAGGGAGUUUGACGCCAAAGAGGCGCGCGAGAUCGGAUUCCUCAGCAAGGUCGUCGACGGCGGCAGGGAUCAGGUCGUCGCCGAGGCGGUCAAGACGGCUGCGCUCAUUGCUUCCAAGGCACCCGUAGCCGUGCGCGGCACCAAGAUCUACCUGCUCCACAGCCGCGACCACAGCGUGGAAGAGGGCCUCAAGUACGUCACGGCGCUCAACUCGGCGCUGCUGCAGUCGGACGACAUGCCCGUCGCCAUGCUUGCCGUCAUGCAGAAACAGACGCCCAAGUUCUCCAAGCUGUGA
Moesziomyces antarcticus is the source of this 852-nucleotide messenger RNA. RefSeq names its product clpP/crotonase. The transcript has 3 exons. Gene Ontology annotation, molecular function: delta(3,5)-delta(2,4)-dienoyl-CoA isomerase activity. NCBI's taxonomy places the organism in Eukaryota, Fungi, Basidiomycota, Ustilaginomycetes, Ustilaginales, Ustilaginaceae. Gene Ontology annotation, cellular component: mitochondrion. The coding region runs from base 1 to 852 and encodes 283 amino acids. The record is from RefSeq and is a predicted model, not a curated record.